Molecule: messenger RNA, 5798 nt
Organism: Pogoniulus pusillus (Red-fronted tinkerbird)
Lineage: Eukaryota; Metazoa; Chordata; Aves; Piciformes; Lybiidae
Gene: ATP2B2
Product: ATPase plasma membrane Ca2+ transporting 2
Exons: 24
Coding region: 570-4307 (1245 amino acids)
Biological process (GO): calcium ion transmembrane transport; regulation of cytosolic calcium ion concentration
Cellular component (GO): postsynaptic density membrane; intracellular membrane-bounded organelle; plasma membrane
Molecular function (GO): PDZ domain binding; ATP hydrolysis activity; P-type calcium transporter activity
Source: RefSeq, a predicted model, not a curated record
AGCGGCCCGGCGCAGGAGGGAGGCGCCGUGCGCGGCCCGACUCCCCGGGCGCCGCCGCUGAGGGGACAGCGGCCGCCUCCGCGCUCCCGGCGGAUCGGCUGCGCUCGGCUCUGCUCGCUGGCUCAGGGCUUGCAUGCUGUGGCACUGAGGUUGCACCACGCCGCGCACUAUGCUUAUGUUUUGAAAUCAAGAUUGAUUAACCAACACGGAAAGACCCAGCUGGUUAUGUGACUUGGAACCCUGUUUAUGAAGCACUCAUUCGUUUUUAGAAGACAAGAGCACAGUCCAGAGGAAGAAAUGACCAUGUAGAUUCUACAGCUUGGGUGCAGCAUAAUGGGAAAUGGUGAAUGGAGUGGAGCUGGUCUGCAGCCUUGAAAGCAGCUGUUCUGUGGACCACUAGUCAGUCAGGGACACCUUGCAUGCCAGAGGCAUCCAACACGUUGCUCACCGGACACACACUGGAUUCUUUUUAAUUUCUUAGAUUGGAAUUCCAGAUUCCUUUCCUUCAAUUUUUAAACAAUUUUAAGAUUGUAUCAACUAUAACAACUGGAGCAAUAUAAUCAGCAACAAUGGGUGACAUGACAAAUAGCGAUUUUUAUUCCAAGAACCAAAGAAAUGAGGCCAACCAUGCAGGAGAGUUUGGGUGCACACUGCAAGAACUGCGCUCCCUCAUGGAACUCCGAGGAACGGAAGCAGUAGUAAAAAUUAAAGAGACCUAUGGGGAAACAGAGGGGCUCUGCAGACACCUGAAGACAUCACCAACAGAAGGAUUAGCUGGCACUGCUGCAGACCUAGAAAAAAGAAAGCUUAUUUUUGGAAAAAAUUUUAUACCUCCAAAGAAGCCAAAAACAUUCAUACAGCUAGUCUGGGAAGCAUUGCAGGAUGUGACUCUUAUCAUCUUGGAAAUUGCAGCCAUCAUAUCUUUGGGGCUUUCGUUUUAUCAGCCACCUGGAGAAGGGAAUGAAGGGUGUGGUACUGCAACAGGAGGAGCUGAAGAUGAAGGUGAGGCUGAAGCUGGCUGGAUUGAAGGUGCUGCCAUCCUACUUUCUGUUAUCUGUGUUGUACUUGUCACUGCCUUCAAUGACUGGAGCAAGGAGAAGCAAUUUCGUGGACUUCAAAGUCGUAUUGAGCAGGAGCAGAAGUUUACUGUUGUCCGAGGUGGACAGGUUAUUCAGAUCCCAGUGGCAGAGAUAGUAGUUGGUGACAUUGCACAGGUGAAAUAUGGUGAUCUUCUACCUGCUGAUGGGAUCUUUAUUCAAGGAAAUGACCUUAAAAUUGAUGAAAGCUCUUUGACUGGAGAGUCAGACCAAGUCCGCAAGUCUGUUGACAAAGACCCAAUGCUCCUGUCAGGUACUCACGUCAUGGAAGGCUCUGGACGAAUGCUUGUGACCGCUGUGGGUGUGAAUUCUCAGACAGGCAUCAUCUUUACUCUGCUAGGUGCUGGGGGAGAAGAAGAAGAAAAGAAAGACAAGAAAGAUUCUUCCCAUCCCUCCUCCCACCCUCCUUCAGCUACAGAUGGUGCAACAGGUGCAAAUGCCACUGAUAGUGCAAAUGCCAGCUUAGUCAAUGGCAAAAUGCAGGAUGGGAAUAUGGAGAACAGCCAGAACAAAGCCAAGCAGCAGGAUGGGGCUGCUGCCAUGGAGAUGCAACCACUGAAGAGUGCAGAAGGGGGAGAGGGAGAUGACAAAGACAAGAAGAAAUCCAACAUGCACAAGAAAGAGAAAUCUGUUCUUCAGGGGAAACUAACCAAGCUGGCAGUCCAGAUAGGCAAAGCAGGUCUGGUGAUGUCUGCCAUCACUGUAAUCAUUUUGGUACUAUAUUUUGCCAUUGACACAUUUGUGGUCAACAAGAAACCGUGGUUGCCUGAGUGCACUCCUGUCUAUGUUCAGUAUUUUGUUAAAUUCUUCAUUAUUGGUGUUACUGUACUUGUGGUUGCUGUUCCUGAGGGACUUCCACUUGCUGUCACUAUUUCUCUGGCUUAUUCUGUAAAGAAAAUGAUGAAGGAUAACAAUCUGGUCCGCCACUUAGAUGCUUGUGAAACUAUGGGUAAUGCUACAGCCAUCUGCUCCGACAAAACAGGGACGCUAACAACCAACCGGAUGACAGUCGUCCAAGCCUAUGUUGGUGACGUCCACUACAAAGAGAUCCCUGACCCAGAUUCUGUACCCGCCAAAACCCUGGAGUUGCUGGUUAACGCAAUUGCUAUCAACAGCGCUUAUACUACCAAAAUUCUGCCACCAGAAAAAGAGGGUGGUCUGCCUCGCCAGGUGGGCAAUAAGACAGAAUGUGGCCUCUUGGGAUUUGUCCUGGAUUUGAAGCAGGAUUAUGAGCCUGUUCGGAACCUCAUCCCCGAGGAGAAACUCUAUAAAGUUUACACCUUCAACUCUGUGAGAAAGUCAAUGAGUACUGUCAUUAAAAUGCCAGAUGGCAGCUUCCGAAUGUACAGCAAAGGAGCUUCGGAAAUUGUUCUAAAGAAGUGUUCCAGGAUCCUUAAUUCAGCUGGUGAACCUCGUAUCUUCAGACCACGGGACCGAGACGAAAUGGUGAAGAAGGUGAUUGAACCUAUGGCCUGUGAUGGACUGAGAACCAUCUGCGUUGCUUUCCGAGACUUCAACAGCAGCCCAGAGCCUGACUGGGACAAUGAGAAUGACAUUUUAUCUGACCUGACUUGCAUUUGUGUCGUUGGCAUUGAAGACCCAGUAAGGCCAGAGGUCCCAGAAGCCAUAAGAAAGUGCCAGCGAGCUGGGAUUACAGUCCGCAUGGUUACUGGAGACAACAUCAAUACAGCACGUGCCAUUGCCAUAAAAUGUGGAAUCAUUCAUCCAGGAGAAGACUUUCUCUGCCUCGAGGGGAAAGAGUUUAACAGAAGGAUCCGGAAUGAGAAGGGAGAGAUUGAGCAAGAGCGGAUUGACAAAAUCUGGCCAAAGCUUCGAGUGCUUGCUCGCUCAUCUCCCACGGACAAGCACACUCUGGUGAAAGGGAUUAUUGACAGCACACAGGUGGAACAGAGACAGGUUGUAGCUGUGACUGGUGAUGGAACCAAUGAUGGACCAGCACUUAAAAAAGCUGAUGUUGGCUUUGCAAUGGGUAUUGCUGGAACAGAUGUUGCAAAGGAAGCCUCAGAUAUCAUCCUAACAGACGACAAUUUCAGUAGCAUUGUGAAGGCUGUGAUGUGGGGACGCAACGUCUAUGACAGCAUUUCCAAGUUCCUGCAGUUUCAGCUCACUGUUAACAUUGUGGCUGUGAUUGUGGCUUUCACUGGUGCAUGCAUUACCCAGGACUCUCCUCUAAAAGCUGUACAGAUGUUGUGGGUCAAUCUAAUCAUGGACACCUUUGCCUCACUGGCGCUAGCCACUGAACCUCCAACAGAAGCUCUUUUGCUCAGAAAGCCAUAUGGGAGGAACAAACCUCUUAUAUCCCGCACCAUGAUGAAGAAUAUUCUGGGCCAUGCUGUUUAUCAGCUUACUCUCAUAUUUACGCUUCUUUUUGUCGGUGAGAAAAUGUUUAAGAUUGACAGCGGGAGGAAUGCACCACUUCACUCUCCUCCUUCAGAGCAUUACACCAUUAUCUUCAACACCUUUGUCAUGAUGCAGCUUUUCAAUGAGAUCAAUGCACGGAAAAUCCAUGGCGAAAGAAAUGUCUUCGAUGGCAUCUUCAGAAACCCCAUAUUUUGCACUAUUGUACUGGGUACAUUUGCUAUUCAGAUAGUAAUUGUUCAGUUCGGAGGAAAGCCAUUUAGCUGUUCUCCCCUGCAGCUUGACCAGUGGAUGUGGUGUGUAUUUAUCGGAUUAGGAGAGCUUGUAUGGGGUCAGGUCAUUGCAACCAUCCCAACAAGUAGGCUAAAGUUUUUAAAGGAGGCAGGGAGGCUCACUGAGAAGGAGGAGGUUCCUGAAGAAGAACUCAAUGAAGAUGUUGAGGAAAUCGAUCAUGCAGAAAGAGAACUUCGACGUGGACAAAUUCUUUGGUUCAGAGGGCUCAACAGAAUUCAAACCCAGAUCCGCGUCGUGAAGGCAUUCCGUAGCUCUCUCUAUGAAGGUUUAGAAAAACCAGAAUCUAGAACCUCUAUUCACAACUUUAUGACUCAUCCUGAAUUUAGGAUAGAAGAUUCCCAGCCCCACAUCCCACUCAUUGAUGACACUGACCUAGAAGAAGACCCUGCUCUCAAGAAAAACUCGAGUCCACCGUCUUCGCUGAACAAGAACAACAGUGCUAUCGACAGUGGAAUAAAUCUUACAACUGAUACAAGUAAAUCAGCUACCUCUUCUAGUCCAGGAAGCCCAAUACAUAGCCUGGAGACAUCACUUUAGCUGAAAAGGUCACUGCAAAAAAAAAAAAAAAAAAGAAAAAAAAAGAAAAAAAAAAGAAAAAAGAAAAAAUUAAAGUAAAGUAAAGUAAAAAAAUCCGCAGCAACCGAAAUAUAUAAAUAUAUAUAUUAAAAACAUUGCUGGCUGAAAAGCUGUUUGAACUCUUAUUCACUCUGAGACAAGUGAAUGAAUUGUUGAUCACAAUGGUUUUGGGGAAGGAAUGAAUGGCUGAUUUACAUACCCCUCCCCCCCUACCUUGUUCCCUUUCUGAAAAACAAAAACAAACAAAAAAAUAUCCUGCAUGAAUGUACUAUACACUUCUGGCCCUUCUUUCUCUCUUUUUCUUUCUUUUUCUUUCCUUUUUUUCCUUUUUUUUUCUUUUUCUUUUUUCCUCCUUAAGCAGGAACUGCAGAGGACUUCUUUCUGAGGCUAUUUAUCCAAUUCACUGGUCUGUGAGUUUUUUGAAAUGCUUGUGUGGCAUGGACUCAAUUGUAUAGAUUAAUUUAAAUAACUUUUUUGAAGUUGCAAAGCUUAACUUGCACAGUAGAUUUGCACCAGUUGGACAGAGGAACUUAAACACUUAUGAGACUAUAUAUAGAGAUAUAUACAUAUAAUUAUAUACAUAAUUAAUUAUAUAUAUGUAUAUAUCUAUCUAUAUAUAUAUAGUUAUAUAUAUAUAAAGUUUCUUUGUUGGCAUGUUGCCUUGUUUCUGCUCAAAUUGCUCUGACUAUUUUAACUUAUUUAUGUCCUAAAAAGAAUGUAAUUUGUUUACAAACCUGUAGAUAAUAUCCUUAACUAUUUGUAGGGUUAAGAAAGCACUUCCUGCCGAAGUAGUAUAAAAAUGGCUCAGCUCAGCUCAUCAAAAACAUCUGUAAUAUCACACUCUGGAUAUUUUAUUACAGCCAUGUGAUGAUUUCUGCCUGAGUUUUUGUUGGCUUUCUUUUUUUCUCUUUUUUUAGUAGUAUAGAUACUGGUAGUAAAUAACAAAAGAAGCCAAAAUAUAACAUGUUGGAUGUAGCAUUGUGAUCAUAUAUACAGGGAGGUAAACCAGGCUUCCUUUGUUUCAAAUAAAAAUUAAAAUAACCAGGUUCUCUCUUCUCUCCCCCUUGUAUUUCACUCCCCUUCUAGUAAUCUGCUUGAAUUUCUUUUGGUGCAGCAUACCAUAAUGGAAGCUAUUUCAUUCAUUAAAUGUGGCUUCCAGAAGAUACCUUUAGAGAGCUAUUCUAUGAAACUGAGUUGAGUUUAUAAAUAUAAUUUAAAAUAAGUUAUAUUUGGUUUGUCUAUCUGGAGAUAAAACUAAUGUUGAAAUAUUGUGAUAUAUUGUGUUAAUCUUUUUCAGUUAGUGAUGUAGGCAGUUAUUUCCAUACUACUUACAAGGUACGGGCUGUUGGCAUUUUGGAUGAAAAUCACUGUAGACUGUCGCUUGGAUUUUUUAAAAGAAAACUAUAAUUUCUGCACUAUUAAGUCUGAAUGAAACUUUAUGAAUUGUAUAUA